Molecule: messenger RNA, 186 nt
Organism: Ustilaginoidea virens
Lineage: Eukaryota; Fungi; Ascomycota; Sordariomycetes; Hypocreales; Clavicipitaceae
Exons: 1
Coding region: 1-186 (61 amino acids)
Source: RefSeq, a predicted model, not a curated record
AUGUGUCAAUCGUACCUCGUACCUCGACGUACUGUAGUACGGAGUACAGAGAGAGCAGUCAUUCAUGCUGCAUUUGGCUUGGUUGAAACCUCGAACCUUGGUCAACUCGCGAGACUGCUGGCAGCUACUCCUCUUCUUCCUAUUCCUAUGUCGUUCAAUGCUCAAUCCGUUGUUGUUGAAGUUUGA